GCCAACGGGUUUGCCCGAGGUGGCGGUAGCCCAGGUAGCCUUCUGGGCCCCGCUGGAAAGCCAGCUCCGUGUCGCCCUUAAAAAGCGUCUUUACUGAGGUUCGGCUCACACCGAGAUCGGGGCUGAAGAGAGAGUCAGAUUUUGGAGCGGAGCGUUUGGAAAGCGAGCCCCAGUGUGGCCCCCUUGGAGCUCGCUGAAGUUGGCUUCCUAGCGGUGUAGGCUGGAAUAGACUCUUGGCAAGCUCCGGGUUGGUAUACUGGGUUAACUUUGGGAAAUGCAAGUGUUUAUCUCCAGGAUCUAGCCACCGGGGUGGUGUAAGCCGCAAAGAAGUUCCACCAGGUGAGAAGAGUGAUGACCAUCCUUUUCCUUACUAUGGUUAUUUCAUACUUCGGUUGCAUGAAGGCUGCUCCCAUGAAGGAAGCGAACGUCCGAGGACAAGGCGGCUUGGCCUACCCAGGUGUGCGGACCCAUGGGACUCUGGAGAGCAUGAAUGGGCCCAAGGCAGGCUCGAGAGGCCUGACGGCAUUGGCUGACACCUUUGAACACGUGCUAGAGGAGCUGCUGGAUGAGGACCAGAAGGUUCGGUCCCACGAAGAGAACAACAAAGAUGCGGACUUGUACACGUCCAGGGUGAUGCUCAGUAGUCAAGUGCCUUUGGAGCCUCCUCUUCUCUUUCUGCUGGAGGAAUACAAAAAUUACCUGGAUGCUGCAAACAUGUCCAUGAGGGUCCGGCGCCACUCCGACCCUGCCCGCCGCGGCGAGCUGAGCGUGUGUGACAGUAUUAGCGAGUGGGUGACAGCGGCAGACAAAAAGACUGCCGUGGACAUGUCGGGUGGGACGGUUACGGUCCUUGAGAAAGUCCCUGUAUCGAAAGGCCAACUGAAGCAAUACUUCUACGAGACCAAGUGCAAUCCUAUGGGUUACACGAAAGAAGGCUGCAGGGGAAUAGACAAGAGACAUUGGAACUCCCAGUGCCGAACUACCCAGUCGUACGUGCGGGCCCUCACCAUGGAUAGCAAAAAGAGAAUCGGCUGGCGAUUCAUCAGGAUAGACACUUCCUGUGUGUGUACAUUGACCAUUAAGAGGGGAAGAUAGUGGAUUUAUGCUGUAUAGAGUAUAUUGAGACAAAAAUUAUCUAUUUGUAUAUAUACAUAACAGGGUAAAUUAUUCAGUUAAGAAGAAAUAAUUUUAUGAACUGCAUGUAUAAAUGAAGUUUAUACAGUCCAGUGGUUCUACAAUCUAUUUAUUGGACAUGUCCAUGACCAGGAGGGAAACAGUCAUUUGCGCACAACUUUAAAAAGUCUGCUAUUACAUUCCUCGAUAAUGUUGUGGUUUGUGGCCGUUGCCAAGAAUUGAAAACAUAAAAAGUUGAAAAAAAUAAUAAUAAAUUGCAUGCUGCUUUAAUUGUGAA
This is a messenger RNA of Carlito syrichta (Philippine tarsier), 1411 nucleotides long. It is a transcript of the gene BDNF, whose product is annotated as brain derived neurotrophic factor. Gene Ontology annotation, molecular function: growth factor activity; nerve growth factor receptor binding. The coding region runs from base 352 to 1095 and encodes 247 amino acids. Lineage: Eukaryota; Metazoa; Chordata; Mammalia; Primates; Tarsiidae. Gene Ontology annotation, biological process: positive regulation of collateral sprouting; nerve development; neuron projection morphogenesis. The transcript is spliced from 2 exons. The record is from RefSeq and is a predicted model, not a curated record.